AUGUUAGUCAUUGUGCGCCGACCCAGCCGCCCUGAUCAGAUCCCCGCUUACCAGCAUCAAGACAGAGAUCUGAUCUCAGAGCUGCAGGGCGUGUGGUUCGGAUUGCUCCUACGCGAAAGCCUGGCCGGAAACAGCUGGCACGUGGCGUCUGAGCAGGACGUGAGUGAUCCAAAUCUCCGUCUCCCGAGCUCCAUGGAUGUGCUCCUGCAGGGUGGUAUCGAUGUACUAUUCUUCGUACUGGGUUGCGCUCUCUUUGUUUUCGAAGGCGAACGGUUCUUCCGGAACCAGUACGAGGCUGAUGGGGCAUCACGUGCCGGGCACGAUCCAGACCUUUCCGGCUUCCUUUUCGUGCUCGUCUUCCCCUUGCUCUUUGGAUCUGUGGCAGUCAUGCGGAUUUUCCUGGCCACAGCUCGGUGUCAGUUGUACUACGCAGCGCUUCGCGACGGCAUCCUGCUGAAAUUCCAGCAUAAAACAUCUUAUUUCGAGCCAAUGCUGCUGUGGGUCUACCUGGGGUUGGCAAUCUGCAUCGGCAAAGCCUUGCAGAUCAUGCUGAUGGGAAGGUACUCCAGCGAUGGGCUGAAAGCACUGUUGGUGCUGAUGUCUCCGUUGUACUACAUGACGUCCUCCAUUUUCGACAUCCUCUACACAGAGUUUGCUGUGUGCAAUCAACAUUGCACAGUUGCAUUGAAGGUUAUUUCAGAGGAGCCUAUUCAGAUCGGAAGCGACAUGGUGUGCAUGUCCGAUAGUACAUUCUGCGGCCUGGCGCGUCGCCGUGAAAAGAUCACUCGUGAAAGUCGCCAUUCUGCUGAAGGUGAGGCAUCUGAUGGUUUCUGGGCGUUGGAUCUCGCCUGGCUUGGCCGCCUGUUAGGCCAGCGUGCGUCAGGUGCCAAGAAGCUGUUGCUGCUGCUCUUCGACCCGAUGCAAGCCCUGACAUUUCUUUGUUUGGCUCUGCUCACCUGCUGGGUGGGAUUGAAGAUCCUGCUUCACGAACCACGGCUGACAAAUUUGCAGGUCAUAGGAGGAGCGAUUUCGAGCCCGUUUGCAGGGCACGUGAGAGACUACAAUAUCUUGGUUGACCGAGUGCAGACGAUGGUUUCUGUCUCAGCGCAGGCAAACCCGAAAGACGUCACCGAGCUGACCAUGAGAGACUCCUCGGAGUCGGAUGUGCAGUGGACCUGGGGUGGCAGCAUCGCGAAGGCGGUCACUUUAGACAAGGACCAUUAUCCCUAUAAUCUCCAGAUCGACGUUUGGGAUACAACUGCACACAACUCCUAUGCGGUGCAGAUCCUGAAGUCAGGCUUUCUGCCGGAGUCUGUGACUGUGACUGGCAGAACUUCCUCUGGGAAAACUUUUCACCGAUGCGUUCCCUGGGGAUUUCUGUGGUUGCGUCCCUGGAUCAACAUUCCGAGCGAAGUUCGUUCCGUGGAGAUGAGUAUAUCGAUGGCGCAUUUCGUGAUGGGCAUACCAGAGAACUCCCGGCGUGCUGGCCGCUUCACCACCCAUUUCUAUCCCAACCUGACUGAGCAGGAGUGUGACAAGCAGCACUCCUUGAUGCCGUGGUGCGCUGUCGCUCAAGCCACGGAUAACGGCUGCUUCGUGGUUCAGCAGCCCCUUUGGGACAACUGUGGCCAAGCUGGCCAGGAGGAGGCUCGCCACUUCCUCCGCGUCCGAUCCUCCACGCUUUCCGCCGAGCUUUGCUCCGACCAGGAACAUCAGUGCCGCAUUGUUGAAGCUGCCGAAGACCCUGUGUUGAGCUUCGACAACAUCUCGAUUGCUAAAACUACGGACGAUGCAGAGGAGUACUCAGUGAAGCUCUCUGUCAAGAAGGGCAGCAGCGUCCUGCCCAUCGUGGAUGCGACCAACUUCUACCGCGUCGUGGAUCUUCGCCUGAUUCCGGGUCCUCCUCGUGCGUCAGGACUGCUACACUUCCACCUGUCAGCGCAAAACGUGACGACGUCUGGGGUCCAGUAUUCGUCACAUGGGCACCGAUGGAUGGCGACAAUAUGGGACAGCGCUGCUUUCAAGACCGAGCAAACAAUGAAGAUCACCGCUGUUUCCUUCGACGUCGACUGUGUGCUCGAGAGCUUUCAGGUGUUCGCACCGGAAGGCGUUGUGCCGCUGAAGGUCGUUCAGCCCGACUCCAUCGUGUGCCGUGAUACGCCGAUGGCAGAGGGGUGUGCUGAUGGCAACGGCUUCCUGCCAACUCGGGCCUUCGAGAUCGACCUGAAUCUCGUGCGCAAUCUCAUUGUCUUCAAGGGUGUCUACACUGACAGCGUGCUCCACUUUUCAGGUGUGAAGCGUUGUCGCGCUUUCGAGGGCUUCUACGGCGAAUACGAGACUGUACAGAUGAACUUUGAGCACGUGACGCAGACUCAUAUGGAUCUCCUUGUCCACGCCUCCGACGGCUCGAUAGAAACCACUGGCCACCAAUGCGAGAAUGUGGGCCAACACAGCUUGCGUUGUGCUGUGCACGUCGAGGGACGUGGACUGGGCAAUGCGAACUUGAUGAGAAGAGUGAAUCUGACCACGAUCUUCGCCGAGCCGAACUGCUCCGUUCGGUGGACUGCGGCGUGGGAUGCAGCAUAUCCGGACCUGGAGGGCCUCGUGGACUCCGCGUUCCCAGUGGUCCCCAUCGACCCGGCUGACUGCAGCCAGUACGAUCUCCUGGCCGGCACUACGGCUUGCGGUGGUUGGCGGCCGUCUGCAACCACCAGCCUGGACCUGGCUCCUGCAAAUGGCGCGAUUGAAGAGGCUCCGGAUGUCAGUCUCACAACGGUGCAGGGCUACGUUCAAUGCCAUACCUUCAUCGAUGCCAUGUUGCAGGUCAACAUUGCAGCUACCGGUGGCCCUCCUCUGCCUCCUCCUCCUCCGACAUGA
Messenger RNA from Symbiodinium natans, 2877 nucleotides. The record is from the annotation of a GenBank genome assembly. NCBI's taxonomy places the organism in Eukaryota, Dinophyceae, Suessiales, Symbiodiniaceae.